ACGGCGAGCGGGCGAGGAGGCAGCCGCUGACUCCCGGAGUGGAUGAUGCUUGUUUGCCGCAGGCCUCGCCAUCGUGAAAUUGGAUACCGACUUGCGGCGGAUGGGUUGACCGAGCUCGCUGCUCCGCCGGGGAGGUCCCUGCCGUCGGACGUUACCGGGGUGGGAGCCGCCGGUGCCCGGUUCUAAGGGGAAGGGAAGGAGCGGCAAGAGGGAAGGAAGAUGCAGACGGAGGAGGAGACGGCCGCCGCAGAAGAGCCCAUUUUGGAGGAAGGGUCGGGACGAGAGCAGCAAAGGCCGGUGCAGCAGUCCCUGGCCUCCUCGCUGUGCCGGGAGUCCCACUGGAAGUGCCUCCUCCUGACCCUCCUCAUGUACGGCUGCUUCGCCACGCUGGCCUGGUGCGCUCUGUGCCGCGUGUCCGUCCUGGGCUCCUCCCCCGUGCCGCUGGGCUCCGACGACGACGCCACCUCGGCCGCCUACUACAACGACAUCCCGCACCUGGAGAGCCCGUGCUCCAGCGGCUACGUCUACAUACCCCUGGCCUUCCUGGCCAUGCUGUACGUGGUUUACCUGGUGGAGUGCUGGCACUGCUUCUCCAAGACGGCCAUGCUGGCUCACGCCGAGUUCCAGGAGGUGUAUGACCGCGUGCAGAGGCUCCAGCAGGCCACGCCCUGUAUUUGGUGGAAGGCCAUCAGCUAUCACUACGUGAGGAGGACCAGGCAGGUGACCAGGUACCGCAACGGAGAUGCAUAUACAACCACACAGGUUUACCACGAGAGAGUCAACACUCACGCCUCCAGUUCAGAGUUCGACUACGCUCGCUACGGCGUCAAGGACGUAUCGAAGGAGCUGCUGGACCUGCAGCUGCACCCUGCCGUUCGCCUCCGGUUCACAAAGUGUUUCAGCUUCUCAAGCGCUCGUGCUGAAGCUGCCUACCUCACUCAGAGAGCGCGCUUCUUCGGGGAGAACGAGGGGCUCGACGACUACAUGGAGGCCAGGGAAGGCAUGCACCUGAAGAACGUGGAUUUCCGUGAACACAUCCUGGCCUUCCCGGAUCCGGCCCACCAGCCGUGGUUUUCCCGGCACAGGGUGUUCUGGCUGGCGUCCGCGUUCCUCCUGUCGUGGCCGCUGCGGGUGGUGUCAGAGUACCGCACGGCGUACGUCCACUACCACGUGGAGAAGCUGUUCGGGGAGGACGAGGACACCGGAGGAGGCGGGGGAGUCGGCGGGGGAGGGCCGGGCGGGGGCGGACGAGGGGACGGGGUGGAGGGCGGGACUGAGAACGGAAUCCAUCCCGGGGGAGUAGGGGUGGGCGCGGGCCUGAGCGGGGCGAGCUACAGGGCCAUCUCCCGGGUCAACACGGUGGACAUGACAGAACUGGAGUGGCACAUCCGCUGCAACCAGCAGAUGGUCCCCAGCUACUCCGAGGCCCUCCUCAUGGACUUGGACACGAGUGGGGGGACGAACCCCACGGUCUCCACGCCCGUCUCGGGGCCGCCGGGCACCACCCCCAGCCAGGGCGCCGCCGCGCCGCCUCUGGCUCUGCCUGUGGUGUUCAACUCGGCCUACCUCCUACAGAGCUGCCCUCGGUGCCGGAGGACCACAUCGAGCGCCAGUCUUCCUUCCAGGCUCCGGGCCCCGAUGGGAACCACGGCCCUCCUGAAUGCUACCGUGGCCGGGAUCAGGGCGGCAGGGCAAGGAGGCGGAGGCAUAGGAGGAAGGCUGGUGCUCAGCCGGAGCGGAUUCUCUCUGGGGAGGCUCGGAGGCGGGCGUCAGAACAGCCUGUUCCACUCCAGAAGCAUGGGCGGAGGGCUGGGGGGCAGCAGGGAGGACGGAGGCGGCAGUGGAGGAGGAGGAAGCAGCGGCGGCGGAGGAGGAGGAGGAGGAGGAGGCGGCGGCGGAGGAGGUGUGGGGUUCUUGGGGUUAGGAUCCAGGCAAGACAACGAGGAGACUAGAGGAGUGCUGGAAGGAGAGGGCGAUGACGAUGAGGAGGAGGAGGAGGAGCAGCAGGAGGAGGCGGCGAGGCGAAGGGACGACGGAGGGAGAGAGAGGGACGAGGAGGCAGAGCAGGAGAGUGGGGCAGGAGGGGAGGAGAGGGAGGGCGAGAGAGACCGGCCUCCGUCAUACCAGGAUGCGUUCUUCUUUCCUGUCCUCAUCAUACACGGAGAGGAGAGCUGCCACGCCGGAGACGACAUGUGAUCAACAGAAAAACUAACAGAAGAUGAGGGAGAUGAAGGAGCUGGACAGGAAGAGACGAGCAGACAGACAGAGAGAGGCAAUUUGAACAAAGAGGUAAGAAUAGAUCUGUGAUAGAAUUGGGAAGGAAAUGGUCGAGAAGGUUGAAAUAGAAGUUGAAAUCACUGAAUAACGGUAAGGAGACACCGUGAGCGCAGACGGGAAAGUCUCGGAUGACAAAUGGAAGAAAACUGAACAGAGUGGAGACUGAAAAAAAGU
Molecule: messenger RNA, 2451 nt
Organism: Salarias fasciatus (jewelled blenny)
Lineage: Eukaryota; Metazoa; Chordata; Actinopteri; Blenniiformes; Blenniidae
Product: transmembrane protein 151B
Exons: 6
Coding region: 220-2196 (658 amino acids)
Source: RefSeq, a predicted model, not a curated record